Trichoplusia ni (cabbage looper) is the source of this 3245-nucleotide messenger RNA. Its product is annotated as adipocyte plasma membrane-associated protein-like. Gene Ontology annotation, molecular function: strictosidine synthase activity. The transcript is spliced from 7 exons. The coding region runs from base 140 to 2146 and encodes 668 amino acids. Lineage: Eukaryota; Metazoa; Arthropoda; Insecta; Lepidoptera; Noctuidae. The record is from RefSeq and is a predicted model, not a curated record. Gene Ontology annotation, biological process: biosynthetic process.
GCUGCAGGUGAACGUCUGGUGUUGACAAAUGACAGUUAUCAUCGGAAGGCAUUCCGAACGAGAGAGUUCUAAUGUUUGAGUUUUGAGUGCUAUUUAUUAGAGAAUUAUUGGUUUAAAUCAAAGAAGUCCGGAGUGCAAAAUGGGGUUUAUAUUUAAUUUUAUAAAAAAAAUAAUAAAGACAACUUUAAAGUUAUCUUUAUAUUUUGUGAUAUUUGUUACUGCCAUUGUACUUAUCCCUAAUUUACCACCAUACACAAAAUUCACCAGCAUUGAAUUAACCCCCUUACAACCAAGGGUUGGCCCUCUGGCUCCAAAUAGUGCCUUAAAUAAUGCAGAAAGGUCAUUCAAAGGCAAGUUUUUGGGACCGGAAGCCUUCCAAGUGUCAAAUGGUGAACUGUACACAAGUCUUGCUACUGGAGAAAUUGUGAAGAUAUCCCCUGGAGGCCAUGUUACUUUUGUAACUAAGAUAGGACAGCCAUGCACUGGGUUAGUACAUGAACAUAUCUGUGGAAGACCCCUAGGUUUUCAGAUUGAUGAAGCUGGCAAGUUCAUGUAUGUAGCUGAUGCGUACCAUGGUAUCUGGAAGGUAGAUCUGAAGACUGACAAGAAACAGUUGCUAGUGUCUCCAACUGCAGAGAUUGAGAAACGCACACCAAAACUGUUUAACUCCUUGGCACUGGGAAAGAAUGGAGACUUCUACUGGACUGACUCUACCAGUGACUUCCAUCUGAAGGAUGGUGUACUCAGCUUGUUCGCCGACCCGUCAGGAAGAUUGUUCUAUUAUGAUGCAGCUAAGAACACCAGCAAAGUACUACUCGACGAUCUAUGGUUUCCGAAUGGUGUAGUUUUGUCUCCUAACAACGAUUUCGUGGUUUUCACCGAGACUUCUCGCUUCAGAAUUAUGAAGUACUAUAUUGCAGGCCCAAAAAAAGGGCAAUCUGAAGUUUUCGUUGAUGGAUUACCAGGUGUACCGGACAACGUGCGCGUGCUUCCCGAUGGCUCGGGCGUCCUCGUGGGGCUGUACAUGGUGUACGAUGAAGGGCACCCUAUCCUCCUGCGGUCGCUGAGCGCCACUCCCGCCGUCAGGAAAUUCGUUGCCCGCUUACAUCGACUCAUAGAAAUUCCCUUCGAACAACUCAACAAGCUGUAUCCACACAUAAUUUUCGAAGAAAUAGUGUAUUACAUUGGACAUUUCAAAAGCCUGGCAGCGUUUAGUCCAGGCAUGGCUGGUUUACUCCAAAUAGACUGGAAUGGAAACAUUGUAGCAGGAUACUACAAUACCGACGGCACUUUAGGACAUAUUAGUGACGCUAUUGUUUACAAUGACAAACUGUACACAGGCUGUCCACAUUUACAAGACUUUCUUGGAACAGUUCCAGUUCCACCACUUUUAAAGAAAGCAUUCGAAACUACGAAAACCGCUCCUAAAGUUGAAUCUAAGCCACUAAAAGCCAAGCCUGUUGACCAACCACCAAAACCGAAAGCUGAAGAAACACGUAAGGUUGAGCAACCCAAAACCCAGCCUAAGCCUAAGGUAGAAGAAAAACCCAAGGAUGAAUCCAAACCGAAACAAGAAAAACCAGUUGAAACUAAACCAAAACAAGAAAAACCUAAAGAACAAAGACCUGUGGAAACUAAACCUAAAGAACAACCCAAAGCACCCAGGCCUGUUGAACAAGUAAAGCCAAAAGUGGAAGAGAAAAAGGAGGCACCUAAAGUCACAAAACCCGCCGCAAGUUCACCCAAACCAGCCCAACAGCCUAAGCCUGUCGAACCUGCCAAACCGGUAGAAAAAGCAGCUCCUCCAGCUCCACCACCGCCCAAACCAACUCCGCCUCCCGCGAAAGCAGAACCCGCUAAAGUUAAGCCAGUUCAAAGCCAACCCAAGCCGUCCACUCCUAAACCCGAAGUAAAAACUACGACUGCUAAACCAACUGAGAAACCUACGGCCCCUCCCCAGAAAGCGCCACCAAAAGAACCGAAAAAGGAAGCAACUAAGGUGAAAUCAGAAGCCCCUAAACCUGUUGAAAACAUACCCAAACCAAUAAAUGAGGAAAUCCCGUCCGACACCAUCAAGCCUACCAAGGAAUCCCUGAGAGUGAUUAAAAAGGGUGGUCCCACUGAGAUCCCGGUACCCAAUCAGUAAGUAUAAGAUAUGGUUGUGGUUAAUUUAGUAGUUUGAAGAUCUCUUUGAAGGAACAAAUUAUGAAGGAAAAAGAAAACCCAUUGUUUUUAUAUUGAUUUUUUUUAAAGAUCUGCAGACUGCAUUUAUUUGCUUGUGAUUAGUGGUAUUAUUGUCUUAGAAUAUUUUACCCCUCCAAUGUCAUUCCAUUAUAAUUCCUUUUUAGCAGUGUGCAGCUACUUUGUCUUUGUUAUAAAAAUCGAACCCAAGGGGUAGUUUUACAUUUUAUAGCGCACCAAUAUAAUUUUAGUAUGUAAAAUCUUUGUAGUUAAAUUAAGCAUUCCUAUUUACGAAUAUCAUUGGAAUCCAUCUAUUUAUUUCAUGAUUAUGAGAGUUUGUUGAAAUUGUUAAAAUUUAUCGUGUUGGACCAAUCUUUUUUUAAUAUAUCUAAUAUUUAUUUGUCCGAAACUAAGGAUGUUGAAAGCAUAUUUAUUAUUUUGUAACCAGUAUAUUUCAACACAAGUAAAAAGAGCUCUACUGGACAGUAAAAUCACACGACGCCGAUCGUUAUAUUUAUUCCUAUUUCACGCAUUGUACCCGUAAGACCGCCAAAGCUCUUUUUACAUGCAUUGAGCUAUAUAGGUCUGAAUAUAUUUUAUUGUGUUUAGAAACAAUUGUUUUAGUGGAAAAAUGUACCUUAUGACCUCACUCGUUACACAUUGUGCCGUUAAUUGUUACUUAUAUUUGUUAGUUACCAGUCACCAGUUAGUGCAAUAUUAAGAAUUAUACUUAUUUACAUCGAUCCAACAUAAAUCUCCUGCCAUGUCGAUAUUUAUGAUAGACAAAUAUAUUUAUUACUUCACAUAAACAUUAUUUUUAUGCACGAAUGUUAAAGAUGUGAAAAAUUAAGUGAACUACAAAUUUGAAUGUUUCUAAUACCGGUGUCUUAUUUUUUCUAGGAUAUAUUUUAAAGUAUGUUUUAGGCAUAGAAAAGUUACAAAGUACACUAAAUCGUUGUUGCAUCCAAUUUUUACAAAUAAAACUGAGCAAUAUUUGUCGUGUAAGCAAUAAAGUAUAUUUUUAUUACAUGUACAUUUAUAUAUUAAAACAUUUUAAUAUUUGA